GCUUCAUACUUGGAUAUAUUUCAUAUUUAUACCCUUCAUAUAAGAGCUUCUGACGGUAUUUAUUCAAGUGUCAUGCAAUUAAAUAUUCAUAUGGAACACGUUAACAGUUCUGGCUUAAUAUUUCAAAAGGAACGAUAUGAAUUUUCAGUCAAGGAAAACUCAUCUAAAAUAGCUACAAUAGGACUUGUGAAUGUUUUUGGAAAUACAUUAAAUGAAAAUGUAGAGUAUUCUAUCCUAAAUAAAAGUCACAUGUUUUCUAUUGGUAAAUCUUCUGGAGCCAUUAAAACUGCUGGAAGUAUGUUUGACCGAGAACGUGAAGAUUGCUAUAAGUUAAUAAUAGAAGCAAAAUCGAUUCUAUUCAACAAUUUUUUACAAGUUCGUAGAUCACUGACUGAAGUAUUUGUUUCAGUAUUGGAUGAGAAUGAUAAUUGUCCAAUAUUUAUAAAUCUUCCCUAUUUCGGAACAGUUUCCAUUAACGAUGAAAAGGGGACAGUUUUAUUCAAAGUAAAAGCUAUGGAUUUAGACUACGCAGAGAACGGUGCAGUUCGAUAUGAAAUGAAAAAAGGAAGUGGAGAUUUAUUUAGAGUGGAUAGAACAAAUGGCGAAAUAGUCUUAAAGCAUAACGUUGGUAAACAAAAUAAAACCUUUGAACUGAUAAUUGCAGCAUAUGAUGGUGGAGUUAUACCCUGUUUCACAGAAGUUUCAUUAAUUAUUAAGGUUGUGGAUAAAACUAUACCAACGUUUGAAAAGCAAAUUUAUACUUUUUUAAUAAGAGAAGAUGUUACACUGUACACUCCGCUUUCAACUGCAAUAAGGGCUCUAAAUCCAUUAAAAAGGGAUUUAGUUUUUACAAUAUCGGAAGGAAAUGAUAAUGACUUAUUUGAUAUUGAUUACAAAACAGGUAUGAUGUUGUACAUUACUUGAUUAAAAUGCACGGAUUUAAAAUUGCAGUUAUAUUGUACAAGCACUUACAAGCCAGACGGACUUCAAUCAUAAUUAUCUUCAUUGUUCACUUAAAAUUUUUUUAUAUGUUUCUCUACUGCAUUGGUAUUAUCCAUAUAUUACAAUAAAAUAUUUUUUCAA
Molecule: messenger RNA, 1083 nt
Organism: Teleopsis dalmanni
Lineage: Eukaryota; Metazoa; Arthropoda; Insecta; Diptera; Diopsidae
Product: fat-like cadherin-related tumor suppressor homolog
Exons: 2
Coding region: 73-924 (283 amino acids)
Biological process (GO): homophilic cell-cell adhesion
Cellular component (GO): plasma membrane
Molecular function (GO): calcium ion binding
Source: RefSeq, a predicted model, not a curated record